CGGCGGUGGCGGGGGAACGGGCGCGCACGGCGCUCUGCGGGCUCGGCGGCCGUGAGAGUCCCGGCCUGAGGCUCGCUCCCGCGCAGCGCUGAGCCAGGCCGCCGCCGGGAUGCAGUGGGCCGUGGGCCGGCGGUGGGCGUGGGCCGCGCUGCUCCUGGCCGCCGCGGCCGUGCUGGCCCAGGUGGGCCGGCUCUGGCUGGGCACUCAGAACUUCGUCUUCCAGCGCGAAGAGAUCGCGCAGCUGGCGCGGCAGUAUGCGGGGCUGGACCACGAGCUGGCCUUCUCUCGGCUGAUCGUGGAGUUGCGGCGCCUGCACCCAGGCCACGUGCUGCCCGACGAGGAGCUGCAGUGGGUGUUCGUGAACGCGGGCGGCUGGAUGGGCGCCAUGUGCCUUCUGCACGCCUCGCUGUCCGAGUACGUGCUGCUCUUCGGUACCGCCCUGGGCUCUGGCGGCCACUCGGGACGCUAUUGGGCUGAGAUCUCGGACACCAUCAUCUCUGGCACCUUCCACCAGUGGAGAGAGGGCACUACCAAAAGUGAGGUCUUCUACCCAGGGGAGACAGUGGUGCACGGGCCUGGUGAGGCAACAGCUGUGGAGUGGGGGCCAAACACGUGGAUGGUGGAGUACGGCCGGGGUGUCAUCCCAUCCACCCUGGCCUUUGCACUGGCGGACACAAUCUUCAGCACCCAGGACUUCCUCACCCUCUUCUAUACUCUUCGCGCCUAUGCCCGGGGCCUCCGGCUUGAGCUCACCACCUACCUCUUCGGCCAGGACCCCUGACCAGCCAAGCCUGAAAGAGGACCUGUGGAUGAACAGGAGCAGGCAGGCCCAUACACAGCCACUUGCUGGAGCCCAUGUGAGAAGACAAGGACAUACUCACAACUUGCAGAUACUGAGUUCCUGGUGUACGAGCAGGGACA
This is a messenger RNA of Equus quagga, 921 nucleotides long. RefSeq names its product sigma non-opioid intracellular receptor 1 (gene SIGMAR1). The record is from RefSeq and is a predicted model, not a curated record. Lineage: Eukaryota; Metazoa; Chordata; Mammalia; Perissodactyla; Equidae. Gene Ontology annotation, cellular component: endoplasmic reticulum. The coding region runs from base 110 to 781 and encodes 223 amino acids. The transcript has 4 exons.